This is a messenger RNA of Amoebophrya sp. A120, 4430 nucleotides long. The record is from the annotation of a GenBank genome assembly. Lineage: Eukaryota; Dinophyceae; Syndiniales; Amoebophryaceae.
AAGCAAGAAAACCCGACUUCGGCAGCUGGUUUUUUUUUGCACUCUUAGAAUUAUAACUGGAAGUUCGCCACAACCACGGAGCCAGUGACACUGGGGCAGUGGGGCAAUGUGAAACAAGGUUAUCGCCGGGCUCGCAUCAAUAUUACAGAUAUAUAGAACGCUCCUGCGAAGCUCGUAAUUAACUAACUCGCUCUGCUCAGAUAUGGACGUCGUUGCUUGUGCUUCUCGCAGCCAGGUCAAAGUGUGUGGGUCGUAGUUUGUGCCGAAAGGUGGAUAACUAGACGAAGCAGUGAGGAGAAACAGCAGCAACAAGCAAUGGCGGGGACGUUACUUGGAGGCUUGAACGCAGUAGCGAUCCGCAACACAAAAUAUGAGACCUGCGUAUGCACCUGCCCCUCCUCGCAAUCAGCGCGUCGGAUUAUUCAUAUUUUACCUGCGCCCCAAUGAAUUUUCAAUUUUUACUUUAUUGUUCUUACCGCUUGGCGCAGCAGCAAGUAUUUUCUGACUUUCAAAUGCUGCGUCGGACGAGCACUGCAUCAUGUGCUGCCCGCGUGCGGCGUGCCACCAUCAAGCCAGCUCGUAGCUCCCCCCAUAGAGCAAAAAGCGUAGCCUCACGCCAGAGCUAGUCGUAUUUAGUUUCCUCAUUGCUAACAUGUGCGUGAGCAAGCCGGUGAGAAAAGAUGAAAAAGAACAACCCAGACGAGCAAGCCGCUGCUCGAAUCCAUGGGGUUUGAGCGCGCACUGUUGUGAUGAAUAAAAAAAAGUGGUCCUACUUUGUCAGAAGCAUAGCGAAAGAAAAGAAUGGCACUAUGCGCGCUGCUUAGCGAAAGAAAGGAGCACUUCCAUGCACACUCUGGCAAAGUAAGAGGGUUUGCCCCUUAAGCAUUGGCAUUGCCCUCUUAAGCAUUGCGGAAGAAGCAAACCGCGAGGAGAGGCGCAAAAGCAACUCAAGUUGAGAUUAGGUUUUCACUCUGCGCGCACAAAUAACAGCCACCCCGUUUCUGGGGUACCCGGGAGCCGCCUUCCUCGCUGGGUAUAAGCGAGUUCGCCCUUGGGGUUCCCGUCUAGGCGGACUGAAAAAAUUCACUCUGCUGUUAAAAAUGAUUUUGCUUAUGCUUGUAAUCAGCAAAAUUGCAAAUAAAAUGGAAAUGCUCGUGAGGUCGCGUCGUCUCUUCAGCGUCCUCGCGAAGUCGCCGAUUUUAGAAACGAGGCCAAACAAAGAUGGGUAGGCUGUGUGUAGAGGCCAACCGCCAUACCGUGGACGCACUCCCCUUCACGAGAGGGAUUGCAGUCUUGGGCGCAGGCGAGCCCACAGGUCGUGGAAAUUUGCCAGAAAGUGCAACUCCCCCUACUAAAUUCUAGAAGCGCGACUGCUUCUGGCGAAUUGUUCAAAUUUGUUCGAAUCCCAAAAUAAAAGAACGACCAAAAUAGGCCACAUAUUGGGGCGAAAUAAAUCAGAAUCACAGUGGCAGAAGGCAGCUCGCAACUAAACCCACUCAUCAUGAGGGGAUUUGCCCUGCUCCGUGUUUUCGUUGCGGCUCUCUGGUGCAUUCGUUUUCCUGCGCCAAGGCUUCCUGCAGUCGCGUCGCUUGAACUGCCUGCAGCAGAGAUGAUCUGCGCUGAUGUCACUAUGUGCGGAUGUGUGACCAAGAUCAAAAAGAAAAAUCCGAUGGGAUUGAUCCAAAUAAAGCGCCCGAUGUGCUGACUUUGAAGGGGAGGGGCGGGAAUUCGGCACUUGCAUAUACGCAACGAUGUUGCGCGUCUACGCGACGACAUCGACGAGGAAGUGGGCGAAAUGCGGGAUCGCAUGGAAGACGUGGAAAGGGUGCAAGGCGAGACGACCACGGAGCUGGUGGAACUCCGUGCGGAGGUGGCAUCUCUACGUGAAAAAAAACAAUUAUGCAAAUGCAACACUCAAACUCAAAAGCAACACGAGUUGAUACUCAAUCCUCUAUAUAGAAAAAUCGAAAAGCCGCUGCGUUCGACAAGCAAACGACACGUAGAAACAGAUAAUCGAGAUGAUGAAGAGCAUGGCUGGUGUCGGCAAGCGGUUCGUAGUAUGAUACUACAGCGACGCCGGGCCUGGACCUGGACGAUGAAAAAAUAAAGAAUAUCACCCAUGGAGGUCGAAGUCAAAAAAAAAAAAUAUUCAUACCGACGUUUCUUUGUAGUUUUAAUAUCAGAUGUGACAAUACAAUCUUCAGUGUCUGAUUAUGGCGAUCACGACUUUGUUGAGAACUAAAGAGAAAGCGAUCGGCGGGGGCGACAGACGUUGCUUGAACGUCGAACCCUCUAUGUAUAGUACCUUUGUUUUGUAUAAAAUCAAAAAAGCUCAAGCUUCGUCCUGUCAGGCUGUGACGGCGUCAUGAUAUCUAGUCGAACGCAGCAAGAGCAACAAUUGACGGCGCAUAAUUCACGUGACUAAAUUUACACAACAGAAGAUCCAGAUGAGCAUAAGCCCCCACGUUCAUACUUUUUUCACCUCGAAUAAGAACGCAGCACGAAGUAUCGCAAGAAAGAAGUGUUACAGUUACACAGAGGACAUUGCUUUUCAGGCUAACAAGCAGGACAAACAAGCUCUGUCAUGCCCAUGCCGGAUAUGCAUUAUUUUCUAGCAGCCUUCUUCGUACGUGAUUCUGAUUCCCGUAGGAUUUCUGCGUUGCAAGGUUUCUCUCUCAUGCAGACAAAUUUGUGGCGCUGAAUUGGCUGUAAAUGUGUAACUGUAAACACUUUGUUUUUUCGUAGGAUACCGAUACGCAAGCGUCAGCAAGAAUAGUGUAUCCGUACAGCUAGUACAGUGUCAGUGUUGUCGUGUGUUUUUGGGUGCAUAUGUUCUCCAAGACGCCGUCAUCGUGGCACUAGAGGGGCGCCUAUCGGCGCUGGAAAACAGGCAAGAACGCCACGAGGGGCGUUUUGAUGACCUCCGUGCUGACCACGGGCAAGAGCUCCGCUUACUGCGAAGAGACUUCAACGUGUUGAAAUCCAGAGUUCAGACUCUCUCCGCACUCCGACACGUAUUCUUGUCUUAUGUUUUUGCUUCACACGGAUUUUUUCUGAUUCUCUAAUAUCUCACCGCUCGUUCCAUGAUCUUGGAACGUACUAUGUCCAGCAAAGAUGUAGCACCUUUGACGCACGGUCACAGCCAUGGGCUCCUUCUCUCAUGAAAAAUACCACUUCCGGAAACGCCCAGCGUUGUAUUAUGUUGUUGCUCGUCUUCCUCUUGCAUCAUCGAGGUCGAGGAGCGUUUGCCUUAUCGUUACUUAGCGACCGCGUGCGUGUGCAAAUGAUGAAAAUGCGCAGUCGUGUAUAAGAUUCAUAGCAUUGACGAAACGUUCGUGGGGUGAGUUGUUGAUGCGACGAACUAAGUACUUUUAAUCAAUGAUACAACAACUUCACAGCAACGUGAUAUGGCAGAAAAACGGUUAAAUCUUGGUGGUACCACAGAGGCGUGGAGAGCGACAUUCGGCGACCGUGCCAGGUCAUACAUGGAGGAGCAAUUUUCCAUGGCUUUCACGAAGAACAAAAUUUCAACUGAACUCGAGAACGUACUUCAAUUUUUUGCUUCAUUAUGUGCUCAUUGAUCAAGUGCAAUCAGAUAGCGACAGCGCACCGCAGGAACACUGAUAAUUUUUAAUUACAGUAUAGACCCCGCAGCUGGGUACAUCAUCAUCAUCAUGUUUAUGAUUUGAUUUUCGCGAUUUCAAGUCGAAAGUUUGGAGUAGGAGAAGCAGACUCGGUUGAGAUUCAGUUCUACCAACUACAGACGAAGAAGAAGAUAAUAUAGUGGUUCCCCAAAAGGAGCUGGAGCGAAUACCAAGAACAGUGGCAAACAACAUUCGUACGAUUGUAUUACAGAUCAAGGACAAACCCCGGUUGUGGCGAAUCGCGAAAGAAGUCACCCCAGGCAGGAACAUCGCCGCGGAGUACGAAAAAACUAAUUGUAAGAUGAUACGAGACCACAUCCGCAAGCAGAUUGGCUUCAGGGGGAUGGAUCACGUGAACCAAGCCCCGUAGAAGUUUCAAUUUUUUUCUACGCUUUAUUUGCCUAUCACUUCACUAGAGGUGGCAGAAAAAGUAGCUGCGGACCCACCUGCUUGUCAUUUUCUCUGUGGAUGUGCUGGUUUCAAAUGUACAUAUCUUGUUUCUCGCCGACUGAUAAUAUAUUUUUUUAUCAUUAAUAUCUCUAAAAUUGUCAAUGAAUGUACACGACGUUUGCGGCACGGAUUUUCAUCUUCGCAGCCUGUCACAAUUUCAGCUGCGUCCUGUUGCUACUGGAGUGCUGUCAACCGGCUCACCGACAUCACAUGAACGAAUGUUGGAAGCGAAAUUCUACCCCAGGAGCGGAGAUGAAUAUGCUCCAAGAAACGACAGCUUUUGUAAUCGAACAAGUGGACCUUGCCUACUUACUGUCGCUACAGCAUCAAUUUUGA